AAAGGACCGUGGAGCCAGACUGACGCAGAGGGGAAGCACAUUUGCCAAGAGGUAACAGGUGGAAAGAUAACUCGACGGGAUUCAGCGUUGGUUCAACACUAGCGACAGGCUGAACUGCUGGGAUCUUGCCUGAAAUGGAGUUUUUUAAUCUUAAGACCUCUGUUGCACGCAUUUAUGAUGAGUUCAUCCAAAACGCAGAUUCACGGACAGAACAAUGGCUGCUCAUGUCGUCUCCUCUUCCCCAAACCAUCAUCAUCGCUGCUUACAUCUACUUUGUCACGUCACUGGGCCCUCGACUGAUGGAGAACCGGAAAGGCUUCGACCUGAAAGGAGUCCUUGUUGUCUACAACUUCAGUGUGGUGGCUUUGUCACUCUACAUGUGUUAUGAGUAUGUGAUGUCAGGAUGGGGAACUGGAUAUUCAUUUCACUGCGACCUUGUUGACUACUCUGACUCGCCACAGGCUAUCAGGAUGGCAGCAACGUGCUGGCUUUACUACUUCUCAAAGUUCAUCGAGAUGCUUGACACGAUCUUCUUUGUGCUGAGGAAAAAGAACAGCCAGGUGACAUUUCUUCACGUAUAUCAUCACUCCAUCAUGCCCUUCACCUGGUGGUUUGGUGUUCGUUUUGCUGCAGGUGGAUUGGGAACUUUCCAUGCCUUCCUGAACUGUAUUGUCCAUGUUAUCAUGUAUACAUACUACGGGCUGACUGCCAUGGGCCCCAACUACCAGAAGUACCUCUGGUGGAAGAAGUACCUCACUACCAUUCAGCUGAUCCAGUUUGUCAUGGUUACCACUCACAUCUCCCAGUACUUCUUCAUGAAAGACUGCCCAUACCAGUUCCCCAUCUUCAUCUACAUCAUCGGCCUGUACGGCCUGAUUUUCCUGUUCCUUUUCCUCAACUUCUGGUACCACGCCUACACCAAGGGCAAGAGGCUACCUAACGUACUGCAGGCUCAGACAUGGGCUCACCACACCAACGGAGUCAUGAAUGGAAACGUAGACCAUGACAAAUACCAGUGAGGCAUUCUGCUGAUUUUUGGGGUUGACCUCCUUCACACAAGCGAACCACUGUGGUGAAGUGGGAUGCCACCCAAUUUUUUAUUUUUAUUUUUUGGACUAUUUAUGUUGGCUGUUUUCUAUAUCUGUUAGACAAUCUUUAAAUUAUAGCCAAACCUGAUCUUUACCUACAAUAUUGAAAGGCUAAAAGCUUUUACUUGACCUCUGUUUAUACUGAAGGUGAUGUUUUGGUACAGAGACUUUAAAUGCAUGUUUUUCGUUUUUUUUUUUUUUUUUCUGUUAGUCUCAAACUGACCAUAGAGCUGCUGAAGGUGAAACUGGAUGACCCUCAGCUGUACAGAUCACCUGGAGUUUAAAAAUGUACUCCCAUCAUUUAUUUUUUUUUAUCUCCAUUUCUUCUCAGACUUCAAUUAUGUUUUUUUUCUUAAGUGGUGCACUGAGAUGUUAACGUUUGUUUAGUUCACUUGUUCUGACGACUAUGUCGGCGUGCUACGCACUGAUUACUUUUGGUAAUGCAGGUAUGGUCACUUCUCCACAGCAGCUGCCAAUGGUAGACAUGCAGUGAAAAGCCAAGUCUGAUUGCAGUGGCAUCAGUUUUCAUUCCUGUCUUCGUUCUCCUAUGAAGCAACGUUGUGACUCCCCAAUGUAAACCUAAUGGACUGCCGUGGUUCUUGUAGGAUCCAGAACAGACCUUUAAAACCACAGCUGCAGUCUUCACCGAGGUAUACUGCACAAUAACAGUUCAUUUUUAGGCCGAAUGUUCUUACUUUUGAGCGGUGUGCUAAUGAGGUUUUCCAUAGUUGGUGCCUUUGAAUGUCAGUUUUAUAUCUACUGAUCUUAACUGUGACCAUGAAUGUAACACUAUGGUGACUGAGGACACAGGAUUGAGCUUUGUGUGGAAGAAGUUCCACCUUUUAAUGAAACACAAACCAUCCCAAAAGGUUUACAGAUGAGUAAUAAUUAUAUAUAUUUUUUUCAGAUCAGUUUAUACCAAUGAACAAUACUGUAAAGAAAUGUGUUUAUAAUGUAUUUUAUAUGUAUUUAUGUAAAAAUAAACAAUGAUUGUACUUUGAAGCUGCUUCUGAAUUCAUGUAUUCAAAUUAUACAUUAUCUGAAGUGCCUUACGGAAGUCCUGCCAUCCGUUAAAUUUUGCCACAUUUUAGGUUGCAGCGUUUAACAACUUUCAAAUUUAAGUUUGACUUUCUACCUGGCGUAGAACAGUGAAGUGCACAUAUCCGUUUUAUCUGUCCAAAUAAUCUUUUGCUAAUUGCCUUAACUUCAUGAGAAAAAGAAUUCAUGACCAUUUCAGUUUUGAACUGAUCAGACACUAAAAGAACCAGGUUUAGCCAUAAACUAAAGGAGUUCUAAAAGGCUUAGUGAAGAUCCAAUGAUUUAUUUUUUCUUUACUAAUAACGGAUCUAACCUAUGUCCUGAAAAGGUAAAUGUAUGGCUUCUAUUGCAUUCUGCAAAUACCUUGCUGUCUGAGCGAGGCCUGGAGGUUGGGUGCACAGAUCCACAGCCUUUGGUGUGAAAAAUUGACCUGUAUGGAAGAGUGGCAAAAACAAAGUAAUUGUUGAGGGAAAAUCUGUUUUUAAAAGUUCACCUGUGUUCUUCAGGGGACACAAUGAAUGGAAGGUGCUCUCAUCAGAUGAGUCCAAAGCUGUGCACUAAACAUGUCACAAAACUAAUACAGUGCAUUACCCUGAAAACAAAAUUGCCUAAUUGAAACAUAGUGGUGGCGGCAUCAUGCUUCAGGGAUGGAGUUCUUCAGCUGCUGUAGAGAAGUUGAUCGGAGAUGGGUGGAGCUAGAUUCUUCCAAUUAUAGAGAAAUAAAGAGUCUGAAUACAUUUGUGUGCCACAUUUUUGAAAACCUGUAUUUCUAGAAAGUUUUGUAAACCAUUUAUUUUUCUUCUGCUGUGGAAGUAAAUGAUUUCUUUGUAAAAUC
Molecule: messenger RNA, 2961 nt
Organism: Poecilia reticulata (guppy)
Lineage: Eukaryota; Metazoa; Chordata; Actinopteri; Cyprinodontiformes; Poeciliidae
Gene: elovl7a
Product: ELOVL fatty acid elongase 7a
Biological process (GO): fatty acid elongation, polyunsaturated fatty acid; fatty acid elongation, monounsaturated fatty acid; sphingolipid biosynthetic process
Cellular component (GO): endoplasmic reticulum; endoplasmic reticulum membrane
Molecular function (GO): fatty acid elongase activity
Source: RefSeq, a predicted model, not a curated record